GGCAAGGCCGUUGUCUGCUCCGAUGUCCCCUCCGACAACAGCGAUCGCGUCGUGUUCUUCAAAGAUGUGACGUUUGGACCACAAGAAGACGAGUUAAGAUUUCGUCUGAUCCAUUUUUGGGAGGCAAAACACGCAUUCUCGAAGAUACUUAUGGGUCUAGAGAUGCUUCUGGUCGACGCAGAGGGCACUGUGAUUCAGGGAUUCAUCCCACCAUCAAGGAUGGACACUUAUCUACGACACAUGAAGCCCGGUUCCACCUACAGACUUACCAAUUUUUUUGGUUCUAAGACCAAGAAGGUGUACCGGGUUGCUGAUCCAGACGUGACCAUUGCGUUCUCAUGGAAGUCUGUCCUCUCCGAUCUCACAGACACUUCGACUUGGUUUCCUGAAGACCGUUUUCGUUUCCAUGGUUAUGAACAGUUCGAAGCGGCCUGUGACCUCAAAGGGGAUCUGUAUGGUAAGAUCUCUUAUAUUUUAUGAUCUGUGCUCAGUCUAUCUGUUUAUGUUGAUCAGAUAUCUCUUGAUUGUUUAUUAAGUUAUGUUUUUAUCGCAGAUUUUAUUGGUCAUAUCAAAUUGGUGAAUGAGCAGGCUCUUAACGAGAGUUUUGUGCUUGAUGAAGUUGAGAUAGCUUCUGAUCGGCGAAUUUUGGUUCAUGUUCAGACACAUGAGUGAGGCAUCUAAGUUUUAUGCUCUAGACAUAUACUUCUUUGUUUAAUAAAUGUGUUCUCUUCGAUGCAGUGGUCCUGUGAUGAAGCUCUACAUAUGGGACAAGGUAGCAACAGCCUUUUGCGAGAAGUUUAUAUCGCUUGGAAAACCUCCGAGUGUUAUCAUGGUGACAACUGUGAAUCCUAAGCGAUUAGGAGGUUCGUAUUAUCUAACGAUUGUUGUGGUACAUAGAUGUUAGUAAGUUGCGUGGGAAUCACAGUAGUAUUAGGUGUUGAGAAGGGCUGUUUUAUGGCUAGAUUGUUUGAUUAAUUUGUUAUUUUUUGGGUAUGGAAAUUGGUUAUGCUACAGGUGCUUUGUCUCUGUCAUCCCUAUCAUCUUCACGGGUUUUUUUUGAUACGGAUGUUCAUCAAACCAGGGAGUAUCUGGCUUGGUAUGUAUUCAUCUUUAUAUUUGCACCGUUUACGUUAAUCUACCGACUGUGUUGCUUAUUUUAUUUUUUGAACAUUUCUAGGCUUGAAUCAAACUCGGAAGUUGCUAAUAGAGUUAAUGCUGAGAUUGUCACCAAGGCUGAGACAGCUACAAUAGGUGAGCUACUCACUUACAUGAAGCAGGAAGGAGCGAAGGUUGCUUGGUUCGAGUGUACGGCCACCAUUGAUGAUGUUGUGCGUGGCUCAGCUUGGUACUACAUUGCUUGUGGUGGAUGCAAGACUAAAGCUACUAAAGGACCUACCACGCUUAUGUGUAGGAAGUGUGGAAAGACUGAGAUUACUGGUGCUGCAGAGUAUCUCAGCAAGCUAUCUGUCUAUGACAACAAUGAUCAUGCGAGCUUUGUACUUCUCGGUGACGCUGGGUUUGAGUUAACUGGGAAGAAAGCAUCUGUAUUGGUUGAGAGUUACUAUGAGGCUAAUGAGGGAUCAGGAGAUGAUCAUGUAGUCCCGGUGCCUCAAGUCCUUAUUGACACCAUCGGACAGAAACGCACGUUCGUUAUCAAGAUAUCAAAGCACAACUUGGAAGGCAAGACUCAAGCUUUGACUGUCACCAAGGUACUCCCUCUCGAGGUUCCAGCACUUGGAUACGAUUUAGCCGCCGACGUGGUUGUCUCUCCUACUGCAGAUGAGGGGGUGAAAAGAGGUGCUGAUAUGAUUGUGUCAGAUGAUGCUAAGCGUGCAAAAAGUGGCUGAUAUGUUUUGUGUACUUGGGUUGUGUUUGAAGAACGACUAUCUAUUUGUUCUUUUGCUUCUGGUUUUGUUUUUUCUUUGUUGAAAUAUUAUGAUUUGGUUUGUUUGCUUCAGUUUUUGUGUUGACAUUAUUUAUAUAUCGUAUUUUCUAUUUGGAUAAUUUUUGCUUCGUUGGUUCAUUUGUUUAUGUUGAGGUUUGACCUUUUUUAAGUUGCUAAAAUUUAUACAGUAUUUUUAUUUUUAGUAAUAAUUAUGUUGUUUAUUUUAAAAUAGUAAGGGACAAAUAAAAACUUGAAAAAAUUAUUUUACUUUUAUAUAUUUCUUCCAUAUAUAUUUAUAAAAUUAUCUCUUAUUUGUAUGUAAUAAAAAUUAGGGAACUGAGAUAAUUGAAUCUUUAUACAUGAUUUAUAGUAAACUUUAGAGUAGACUUUCUCUAUUAUAACAUAUAUGAUUUAAAAAAUAAGAAAGGUACAAAUUCUCUUAUUUAAUUAUUUGAUAUUAAAACUACGUAAGUAAUCAUCAUUACACUAUGAUUAUUUGCCGAACACAAAAAAUAUUGGUGCCAGGGGUCGAACCAUGAAUAAUGAGCAUAUACAAAGGAUGCUCUACCACCGGGCUAAAUACACACUUCGGGAAUCUGAUCAAGACAAAAAAACAUUUACUUUACAGUUUUUUGGCAGGAACUCAAUUUAUUAAUUAGUGAUACUCUUUUUAAAAUAAGUUUCAUUAAAUAACGGAAAACAAUAUGUUCCUUUAGAAAAUAUUUAUAUAUGUUUAAUUAUAUAUAUAUAUAUAUAUAUAAUUGAAAGGACAUAGAGUACGUGUUAAUAGAGUCACCAGAUCAUUCUUGCGUCAUUAAUCAUGCGAAGGGAAAGGCAUCGGUUACUUAUCUUUUGUGUUUUUAUAUUUAUUGACGUGCUCCCCAAGAAAAAUUAGUCACAUAAUUGGCUAAAACCAAGUGCUUAAUUUUCUGGAUAUUUACUAAGGUUUAGGAAAUUUCUUAAUACAUAUUAAAUAUAAUGAUUUUUGUAUAAACCCGGGCGUAGCCCGGGCAAAACCUCUAGUUAUGUUAACAAUUGUAAUAUAUAGUAUUAUUGGAGUACUGAAUUUGUUUAUUUGUCAUUUUUUCAUUAUUUUAAUUUUUU
Messenger RNA from Brassica napus (rape), 2989 nucleotides. RefSeq lists its product as uncharacterized. NCBI's taxonomy places the organism in Eukaryota, Viridiplantae, Streptophyta, Magnoliopsida, Brassicales, Brassicaceae. Gene Ontology annotation, biological process: DNA recombination; DNA repair; DNA replication. The record is from RefSeq and is a predicted model, not a curated record. Gene Ontology annotation, cellular component: nucleus. The coding region runs from base 993 to 1847 and encodes 284 amino acids. Gene Ontology annotation, molecular function: DNA binding. The transcript is spliced from 5 exons.